GUGGGAAGCUAUAAUGCCGUGGCGAAUGCGAACAUUCGGCUGGAUCACGAUGACAAUGCGAUGGCUGUGUUGGUGCUCAACAAUCCCUUCUUCUUCGAAAAUGCCUUCAAAAAAUGGCUGUUGAAGCAGCGACGGCCACGGGAAAGUGCCAUUGAAUUCGGGAAAAGAUUUGGGCCACAUCCCAUUCGAGAUUUCUUCCUCAGCAAAUUUGCCGACAUUGAAAAGGUUCUGGCACCGAUCAGUGUCCGAUCGAUCUGUGAUUUUGAGCCCGUGAUUCACCGGCCGCCGGUUGUUUCGCUGCCUCUUUGUGGUGAAGUUUCCGGUGCAGCAUAUUUUUACCAGCCAAAUUCAGUUAUCGAUCCAAAAACAAAUGAGCUGGUUAGUAAUUGCUCUCUGUGA
Molecule: messenger RNA, 399 nt
Organism: Gongylonema pulchrum
Lineage: Eukaryota; Metazoa; Nematoda; Chromadorea; Rhabditida; Gongylonematidae
Source: the annotation of a GenBank genome assembly